AUGGACUCCGACAAUUACUUCGUCCCGGAAUCACUUAAAGCCGGACUACAGGAGACACAAUCUGCAUUUUUCUUCCCUGUUUUGGCACCACUGACAACCAAAGCGAAGACUUGUUUCAUGAAAGAAGGGCCCCAAGGAUAUGACUUUGGCGAAGCCUUUCCGGAGGUAGUUGAUGCAAUGGAUGAAAGAAUGUCAUUAAAUGCUGACAUGGUUGUUGAACAGCUCCUCCUGCCGGUCACUGAAUUCAAAGAAUCCCUGAGAACCAUAUUAGAUCUAGGAUCCGGAGCAGGAUGCGUAUCCAGAGCGAUAAGCAGGCGUUACCCAGACGCAGAUAUAUACGCCGUUGACUACAGCGAGAUCGCAAUAGAAAAGGCCAUUGAAACUUCCGAAGUCCAAGGAAUCACAAACAUAACUUUUCUGAAGGAAGACUUAACAUCUUUACCAAAAGAGUGGACAGGAAAAUUUGACUGGGUUAUCAUGUACGACGUUCUUCAUGAUUUGCCUGAUCAUAGUAAUGCCAUGAAAGAGGUGAUGUGA
Pecten maximus is the source of this 537-nucleotide messenger RNA. RefSeq lists its product as uncharacterized. The transcript is spliced from 3 exons. The record is from RefSeq and is a predicted model, not a curated record. The coding region runs from base 1 to 537 and encodes 178 amino acids. NCBI's taxonomy places the organism in Eukaryota, Metazoa, Mollusca, Bivalvia, Pectinida, Pectinidae.